UGUUAAGGGCUCUUCCCACCCUCCAGCUCAGAGCCCUUUGCCCCUCCCCAGUUCCCUCCAGUAACAUUUUUCCGUGGGGGCUCCAGUCCCCAGGAGCCUUCCCGUGCAGAGCAAGGUGGAGCCGCCCAGCCUGGACCCUGCGGAGGAGCCGCUGCUCUGGGAAGGGCUCACCCUCAACAAGUGCAUCCUGGUGGCCUCCGUCGUCGCCUUGCUCAGCGUCACCUUCCAGGUGCUCCAAGCGCCGUGCUCCAAGGAGGGGCUCGCCCGCGGCCGGCAGGAGCCUCCGCCCGCUCCCGUUCCCGAGGUCGUGAGCCCCAAGGCGGAGGAGAUCCCGGAGGUGGUGACUGCCCAGCCUGCGCCGCCACCGGACAGCGGCGCGGUGGAGGAUGAUGAUGAUGACGGUGACGAUUACGAUGACAGCGAAGCUGACAGCAACCUGGCAGAACCCUGGAUCUUCAAGAAGUGGUUUGGCCGCACAACACCAGAGGAUGAGGAAAAGGAUGGGGACAAGGGUGAGGACAAGGAUGAGGAUGAAGACAAGGAUGAAGAACCUGCAGAUGUCCCCGAGGUGCCAAUAGCUGUGAUGGAGGGGAAGAAGAGCCAGGAAAAGAAGGUGGAGAAGGAGGAGGAGGAAGAAACAGAGGAGAAGGAGGAAGAAAAAGAGGGGAAUGAGGAGGAGGAAGAGGAGGAGGAGAAGGAGGAGGAGGAGGAGGAGGAAAAGGAGAAGAAGAAGAAGGAGGAGAAGAAGGAGAAAGCCCGGGAAGGCCGUGCUGUCCAUACGGAGCGGAGCAGCCGGAGGGAGGCACGAGCCAAGGACAGGACACCGGGGGACAAACCCGGCAGAGCCCCCAGGACCCCCAGGGAACCGGAGCAGCAGCCCCAGAAAAAGCGGGACCGGGAGAGGAAGGAGAGGAAGGAGAGACGGCGGGAGCGGGAUGAGGCCAGGAGGGAGGGGUGGAAGGGCCGUCCCGGCAGGGCUGAGGGCGGCCGGGAGAGCCCGAGGCGGGACUGGAAGCAGCAGAAGGGCAGGAAGCCCUGGGAGCUGGCGCCGGGCAGGGACGGCAGGGCCAGGGAGGGCAAGAGGCGCGACUGAGGCCGGGGCGGGCGCGGGGCUCGGUGUCGCUGGAUCCAGGGGAAUCCAAUCCCAGCACUGCUCCCAGCAAGGGAUCCCCGCCUGCCCUCCAGAGACACCCCCGGGCUCGGGCAGCCCCCCCAGCAGCCCCGAGCAGCAGCAGAGCAGCCCAGGAGCCUCCCCGGGGGCUUUGGGCCUCCUGGAUCAAAGGCGACCUGAAAGGACUCAUGGAAGGAGCUUCUUUGAGCCUCGUUACUUCCCCAUUCCCACCCAAAAUCCCCCCGCAGUUCAUCUCCGCUCGUGGCUCCGGGGCACUGCGGAGACCCCAGAGAACAGAGUUGUGUCCAGACUGUGCAGCUCUUGGGUUAAUGGUUUUAUUGAAAGCAAAUCAAGAGAGAAGACUAUUCUGGGUUAUGGAACCAGGCUGCAGCCGUCCUCAGAGGGACAUCAGGGACAGAUCCUCUGAGCGAGCCCAGAGCCAUCGCUGCAGGGUGGCCCAGAACGAGCCGGUGACAGAGCAGGGCUGGAGCCCCUGACCCAGGGAUCCCUGCGGGCCUCGCCUUCUCCGAGUCGCUUUUAGGAAGGAAACACAAGAGCAAUAUCACACAGCCAGAGACGUUCACAGCCCCGACCCAUGGCAGGUUUCACUAUUUGCUAAAACAACAGUGGUUAAAAUAAACUAUUUUCAUUUUUAAUAAGGUAUUUAACUGGAUGUUUAAAAAAAAAAUAGGAAAAAAAAGAGAAAGGAAAACGAGAAAAGCCCUUGUCAUGUGCCCUGGUUAUGUGUUUUGUCCCUGGUUGUGUGUGUGUGUUU
Messenger RNA from Cyanistes caeruleus (blue tit), 1886 nucleotides. Lineage: Eukaryota; Metazoa; Chordata; Aves; Passeriformes; Paridae. The record is from RefSeq and is a predicted model, not a curated record.